Magnolia sinica is the source of this 870-nucleotide messenger RNA. RefSeq names its product aquaporin TIP2-1-like. The record is from RefSeq and is a predicted model, not a curated record. The coding region runs from base 55 to 801 and encodes 248 amino acids. Gene Ontology annotation, molecular function: water channel activity. The transcript has 3 exons. Lineage: Eukaryota; Viridiplantae; Streptophyta; Magnoliopsida; Magnoliales; Magnoliaceae. Gene Ontology annotation, biological process: transmembrane transport; water transport. Gene Ontology annotation, cellular component: membrane.
UUGAGGUUGUGAAGGAUCUACCUGUCCGUCUCUGUGUCUACUCAAGAAAACCUAAUGGCUUGUAUUGCGUUUGGCCGCUGCGAUGAUUCAUUCAGCUCAGGCUCCUUGAAAGCCUACCUGGCAGAGUUCAUAUCCACCUUACUCUUCGUUUUUGCUGGUGUUGGCUCUGCCAUUGCUUACAAUAAGUUGACGUUGAGCGGGGCACUGGAUCCAGCGGGGCUUGUUGCGAUUGCUGUUUGCCAUGGCUUUGCACUGUUCGUCGCGGUAUCUGUGGGAGCAAACAUCUCAGGUGGCCACGUCAAUCCAGCUGUCACCUUCGGAUUGGCUCUUGGUGGCCAGAUCACCAUCCUCACCGGCAUCUUCUACUGGAUUGCCCAGCUCCUCGGCUCCAUUGCCGCUUGCUUUCUCCUCAAAUUCGUUACUGGUGGCAUGGUAAUUCCCACUCACAGCUUAGCAGCAGGAAUGGGAGCUGUUGAAGGAGUAGUGAUGGAAAUCAUCAUCACAUUUGCCUUGGUCUACACUGUCUACGCAACGGCCGCUGAUCCGAAGAAGGGCUCAUUGGGUACCAUUGCCCCCAUUGCCAUUGGAUUUAUUGUUGGGGCUAACAUUCUUGCAGCAGGCCCAUUCUCAGGUGGUUCGAUGAACCCGGCACGUUCUUUUGGGCCAGCUGUCACCAGCGGAGACUUCAAAGACAACUGGAUCUACUGGGUCGGCCCACUCGUCGGUGGAGGUCUCGCCGGUCUCAUCUAUGGCAAUGUGUUCAUGACCUCCGAGCAUGUUCCCCUUCCAAAUGAAUUCUAAUUUCAGCUCCAUCUGCUUGGAAUAAUUGGGAGGAAGAAUUCAUUUUGCUUUCCUUUGAAUUAUUAUUAU